This is a messenger RNA of Soboliphyme baturini, 397 nucleotides long. The record is from the annotation of a GenBank genome assembly. Lineage: Eukaryota; Metazoa; Nematoda; Enoplea; Dioctophymatida; Soboliphymatidae.
UUACCCGUGUUCUUUUUAAAUCGUGAAAUCUGCACAUUGUUGUUCGCUUUGAGGUAAACGAAGACGAGAGACGGCCGAUUUUCCUGGUGCAAGCGUUAUUCUGAAGCAGCUGAAGGAGAAGAACGCUCCGCGCAAGCGGGUCGGUUUACUGUGUGGAAGUCACAGACCUGUCAGGACUUCAUGCGAGAUUUAUGAUCAAAAAGGCAUGAAAAUUGGCUCCGUAACUAGCGGCAUGCCAUCACCGUCGCUGAAGACGAACAUCGCCAUGGGUUAUGUAUCAAAGGCGUUCUCAAAGGUCGGCACCAAGGUGUUGGUCGAUCCAUCGAAGAAACGACAAUUUUUUGAAGCGCAAGUGUUCAAAAUGCCGUUCGUGCCUACAAACUAUUAUAUCAACUGA